GUGCAGCUGGAGCCUACACCGUCACUAUCGUCGACAAGUUCAUGUACAAGAAUAUCGAUCCUGUGGUUAUACCGGGCCAGUAUGCCAGCCACAUGCAUACAUUUUUCGGAUCUGAUGCUGUGACGUUGAACACAACCACCUCCAAAGAGUUACAAGCGGGCUGUGCCACAGCAGUCAACCCCAACGACUAUUCCUCUUACUGGGUGCCUACUCUUUUUUACAAAAACGAAACCGCGACUGGCCCAGUUCCCGUCAGUCGAUUCAGUGCCUACUACGUUGCGAUCGAAAAGGCAGAAGUCGCCAUUCCUCAAGACUACAAGGCUGUUGUCGGCAACGCCUCCGCAAAGUCCGAGGCUGAUACCGAGCCUCUGGCGGGCAUCCAAUGGUUUUGCGAGGGCGGCCCUAGCGCAGGGAAGGACGUCAAUGGUUUUCCAUCCAAGACCUGCAACACCCAUCUGCAGACGAUCCUCCUGUUCCACGACUGUGUCAACCAAGAGACACUCGAAUCCACAUACUCUGGAACCCAACACUGGACCGCAACCAGCAAGCCUGCCAACCGCUGCCCUCUUGGAAUGAAGAGGAUGCCCCAACUGCGCUUCAGCAUCCGUUAUGAUCUUCGCAAGGCUUUGCCUGACGGCUGGGAGGGGACUGCCCCUCUGGAACUGGCUUGCGGCCCCGCCUACUGCACACACGGCGACUUCAUCAACGGAUGGCUUCCUGAAGCUGCCGAGAACAUGUUGCUUGCAAAUUCAAAGCGGGAUUUCGCCGGUGUAGAUGGUCCUGCGGGCAAAUACAGUGCUGGAUCUGUCUGUGGUGCUCAGAACGCGACGGACGCUGAUCCGGAGAACGGCACUUCCGACUAUUUGACGAGCAAGCAGAUUCUCCAGAAGCUUACAGACGAAAAGGCUUGAUCGAGUGGAUUUUGUUUCACUUGUUCGGUUUAUUCAAGUUUUGGUGUGUGCACUAGAAUGCCGACUUUUCUUUUUUUUAAUCAAACCUACUAUCGUCCGGGACGAGGAGAGCGAAGGGGGUCUUUGCCUCUAAAGUGCUAAGACCCCUCACAUCUGUUGAGAGUCUUCUUAUAGACUAUUAGAUUUAGUCCUGUACCUCGUAAGUCGAUAGAGGUCUUAGUUUUGUAUUCUUUCACUGCUCUUGUAUUACUCCUAGAACAUUACUUACUUAAACCAAUAAUGACUGGGCCCAUCCUCGUUCCAUCCCCGAACACAGCUCUUGCAAAGACGGUGUGUGGUGUAUCAC
Colletotrichum acutatum is the source of this 1257-nucleotide messenger RNA. RefSeq lists its product as uncharacterized. The record is from RefSeq and is a predicted model, not a curated record. Lineage: Eukaryota; Fungi; Ascomycota; Sordariomycetes; Glomerellales; Glomerellaceae. The coding region runs from base 42 to 911 and encodes 289 amino acids. The transcript is spliced from 2 exons.